Heterobilharzia americana is the source of this 546-nucleotide messenger RNA. The record is from the annotation of a GenBank genome assembly. NCBI's taxonomy places the organism in Eukaryota, Metazoa, Platyhelminthes, Trematoda, Strigeidida, Schistosomatidae.
AUGUCUUCUGAUAUAGAUGUUAUACCAGCGCCUAUCGAUCCAGCUUUACUGGGAACCGACGUCUCCAGUAAGGAAGCUUUCGGCUUAUCUCCAGAUGUUUUGUUAUUGACAAUAAAUCAAUCAAUCAAUACUGAGUGUAUUAGUGAAAACAAAUCAUUAAUAACCACAUGUAUAAUAUUUAUUUUAUCUGUAAUAGUUACAGUGGCUACAGCUGGUGGAAACUUUCUAGUUAUUCUCGCUGUGAUCUUAGUAAAGAAACUUCAAACACCGAGUAAUAUUCUUAUUGGUAGUUUAGCAUUCAGUGAUCUCUUUGUAGCAUUAUUAGUUUUGCCAUUUACAAUAAUUGAUGCCUUUAAAGGAUACUGGCCAUUCAAUGAAGGAUUAUGUGAUAUGUAUAUAUCUUUUGAUGUACUUUUAUGUACAGCAUCAAUUCUAAAUCUUUGCGCAAUCUCUAUUGACCGGUAUUUGGUUAUAACAAGACCGUUAACUUAUGCAAGUAGGCGAACACCUUGCAGAAUGGCUGGUAUGAUAGCUGCUGCUGGAUAG